AUGUAUUUAAAUGGAUAUACAAAUGACCACCAAAAAGAUAUGGAACUGAGUAGUUUUAUCGAGAUUUAUGAUUAUUCUCGCGUCCUGGGAGCGCUCAAGCGACCACCUGACGUCCUGGGGGCGCUCAAGCGACAACCUGGCAUCCUGGGGGCGCUCAAGCGACAACCUGGCAUCCUGGGGGCGCUCAAGCGACAACCUGGCAUCCUGGGGGCGCUCAAGCGACAACCUGGCAUCCUGGGGGCGCUCAAGCGACUACCUGGCAUCCUGGGGGCGCUCAAGCGACAACCUGGCAUCCUGGGGGCGCUCAAGCGACCACCUGACAUCCUGGGGGCGCACAAGCGACAAUCUGGCGUCCUGGGGGCGCUCAAGCAACCACCUGGCAUCCUGGGGGCGCUCAAGCGACUACCUGGCAUCCUGGGGGCGCUCAAGCGACAACCUGGCAUCCUGGGGGCGCUCAAGCGACAACUUGGCAUCCUGGGGGCGCUCAAGCGACAACUUGGCAUCCUGAGGUCGCUCAAGCGACAACCUGGCGUCCUGGGGGCGCUCAAGCGGCAACCUGGCGUCCUGGGGGCGCUCAAGCAGCAACCUGGCCGACAACCUGGCGUCCUCUGGGCGCUCAAGCGGCAACCUGGCGUCCUGGGGGCGCUCAAGCGACAACCUGGCGUCCUGGGGGCGCUCAAGCGACAACCUGGCGUCCUGGGGGCGCUCAAGCGACAACCUGGCGUCCUGGGGGCGCUCAAGCAACCACCUGGCAUCCUGGGGGCGCUCAAGGGACAACCUGGCGUCCUGGGGGCGCUCAAGCGGCAACCUGGCGUCCUGGGGGCGCUCAAGCAGCAACCUGGCGUCCUGGGGGCGCUCAAGCAACCACCUGGCAUCCUGGGGGCGCUCAAGCAACCACCUGGCAUCCUAGGGGCGCUCAAGCGACAACCUGGCGUCCUGGGGGCGCUCAAGCGACAACCUGGCGUCCUGGGGCGCUCAAGCGACAGCCUUGCGUCCUGGGGGCGCUCAAGCGACAACCUUGGGUCCUGGGGGCGCUCAAGCGACAACCUGGCGUCCUGGGGGCGCUCAAGCGGCAACCUGGGGGCGCUCAAGCGGCAACCUGGCGUCCUGGGGGCGCUCAAGCGACAACCUGGCGUCCUGGGGGCGCUCAAGCAACCACCUGGCAUCCUGGGGGCGCUCAAGCAACCACCUGGCAUCCUGGGGGCGCUCAAGCGACAACCUGGCGUCCUGGGGGCGCUCAAGCGACAACCUGGCGUCCUGGGGGCGCUCAAGCAACCACCUGGCAUCCUGGGGGCGCUCAAGCAACCACCUGGCAUCCUAGGGGCGCUCAAGCGACAACCUGGCGUCCUGGGGGCGCUCAAGCGACAACCUGGCGUCCUGGGGCGCUCAAGCGACAGCCUUGCGUCCUGGGGGCGCUCAAGCGACAACCUUGGGUCCUGGGGGCGCUCAAGCGACAACCUGGCGUCCUGGGGGCGCUCAAGCAACCACCUGGCAUCCUGGGGGCGCUCAAGCAACCACCUGGCAUCCUAG
Molecule: messenger RNA, 1530 nt
Organism: Procambarus clarkii (red swamp crayfish)
Lineage: Eukaryota; Metazoa; Arthropoda; Malacostraca; Decapoda; Cambaridae
Product: LWamide neuropeptides-like
Source: RefSeq, a predicted model, not a curated record